AUGACAUCUACGCAAUUACACGCUGACUGGACAUCUUCUGUCGACAAGUACGAAGAAGGCUUUGAGAGCAUCUUCAUCGGCGAACCAGAAACAACCCGAGCCGAUCUGAAACGUCUCUUUACUGAAGACUAUACAUCAAUUGUGGACGGAAAAUGUAUCGACUUUCCCGAAUUUGUCGAGCAUAUUCAACAUCUGCGACAGGUUACGACAGCUAUCAAAGUCCGAGUAACGCACUUUCUUCGCCGAGGGGACCAACUCGCCGAACGCCAUUUCGUCACUGCGGAAUUCUCCAACAAACCUCCAUCUAGAUAUGAGGUCUUUCUUUUCGCGACUGUUGAUGAAAGUGGAAGGAUUGAGAGGCUGGUGGAGACGUUGAGGCAGAUGGAUGGGCUGGAGGAGCAUAAACAUCUAGGCAGCGCCAGGGCUUAA
This is a messenger RNA of Fusarium tjaetaba, 429 nucleotides long. RefSeq lists its product as uncharacterized. The transcript has a single exon. Bases 1 to 429 code for a protein of 142 amino acids. NCBI's taxonomy places the organism in Eukaryota, Fungi, Ascomycota, Sordariomycetes, Hypocreales, Nectriaceae. The record is from RefSeq and is a predicted model, not a curated record.